UUCAACGUUACUUAGUAAAUGCAAUCCGUUGACAGCCGCACGCGGCCAAACGCGAGGUAAAGAGUUAUAAAAAAAAAGUGACUCAAGUUCAGUUUGUUGCUAAUAAAUGUUUGGAAUUGAAGAGCGAAGAAUCUAAAAAGCCAUGGCUGCUGAAGAGGGUGUCGGCAUCGGGGAUUUUGUUCUUCUCGACGAAAUCACCCUCGAGAAAGUUGUUGAAAAUUUACGAGUCAGAUUCAAUGGUGGCAAAAUUUAUACAUACAUUGGAGAGGUUUGUGUAAGCGUUAAUCCUUACAGGAGUUCAAAUAUCUACAAUGCAGACUACGUUAACAAAUAUAAAGGAAGAGAACUUUUCGAGAAUCCGCCUCAUAUUUUUGCGAUCGCGGAUGCUGUACACAGAGAGAUGAAACAACAGGGUCGCGAUACAUGUAUUGUAAUUAGCGGGGAAUCAGGUUCUGGUAAAACUGAAGCCAGUAAGAUUAUUAUGAAAUAUAUUGCUGCCGUUACUAAUGUCUGUGGCCAGCAGGAAAUAGAAAGAGUGAAAAAUAUUCUCAUUCAAUCGAAUUCGAUUCUUGAGGCGUUUGGCAAUGCAAAAACCAACAGAAAUGACAAUUCCUCUCGAUUUGGCAAAUACAUGGAUAUUAAUUUCGAUUUUAAAGGCGAUCCUGUUGGUGGUGAUGUAACAAAUUAUCUUCUCGAAAAAUCUCGAGUUGUUUAUCAGCAAAAGGGAGAGCGUAAUUUUCAUUGCUUUUAUCAGUUGCUCAAUGGAUGCAAUGAAAGUGAACUGAAAUCGUUACAACUACAACGAAAUCCAAGUGCCUAUAAUUAUUUAAGUUGUGACGUGAACAAUAAUAAUGUUAAAGCAACAACGGUGGAUAAAUCGGACUAUAAAACUGUCACAAAUGCCAUGGCAACCUUGGGAUUUUCUCCAAGUGAAGUGCAAACAAUUUGGUCUGUAGUUGGUGGUGUUUUGAAUUUGGGCAACAUAAAAUUUAAUCUUAAUGACGAUGUGGUUGUAAUUGUCAAUAAAAAUGCACUUAAUAGUGUCGCUCAGUUGCUAUCAAUUAAUUCGAAUGAGCUUAACACUGCCUUAUCACAUAGAGUUAUUGCCGCUGGCGGGGAAGUUAUGCAAAAGACACAUACAUUAAAUGAAGCAGAAUAUGGCAGAGAUGCUUUAGCAAAGGCUAUUUACGAGAGAUUAUUUACGUGGAUCGUACAAAGGAUUAACGAAACAAUUAACGUUAAUUCAACUGAUGGUGUUUAUAAAAGGUACAGAACCGUCAUUGGUGUACUGGAUAUUUAUGGAUUUGAAAUUUUCGACAUCAAUAGUUUCGAACAAUUUUGCAUCAAUUAUUGUAACGAAAAACUUCAACAACUUUUUAUUGAAUUGGUCUUGAAACAGGAACAGGAAGAAUACAGAAAAGAAGGAAUCGCCUGGCAGAAUAUUGAUUAUUUCAAUAAUCAGGUGAUUUGUGACCUCGUGGAACAAUCCCACAAAGGAAUUAUAGCAAUUAUUGACGAAGCUUGCUUAAAUGUUGGCAAAGUGACAGAUGAGUUGCUUCUUGAGGCAAUGGACAAAAAGCUUGUUAAUCACAAUCAUUACAUGUCACGACAAUUGAAACCGCUUGAUAAGGAAUUGAAACACAAAGUUCAAUUUAGAAUAAAACACUAUGCAGGAGAUGUUGUUUACAGUAUCGAUGGAUUUUUGGACAAAAAUAAAGACACACUAUUUCAGGAUUUUAAACGUUUAUUGUUUAAAAGCAAAAAUUCUAAUAUCAGCAGUAUGUGGCCUGAAGGUGCCCAGGACAUUACAAAGACGACAAAAAGGCCGUUGACUGCUGGAACGCUCUUUAAAAAUUCAAUGAUCGCAUUGAUUAAGAAUUUAACGAGUAAAGAGCCAUAUUACGUGAGAUGUAUUAAACCAAACGAGGUGAAGUCUCCCGUUGUUUUCGAUGAAGAAAGAGUGAGCCAUCAAGUGCGAUAUUUAGGUCUCGUUGAGAAUAUUCUAGUCAGACGAGCUGGUUUCGUCUACAGACAAUCUUAUGAUAAAUUUUUGAAAAGGUACAAAAUGAUUUCUCAAUACACGUGGCCAAACUUUCGUGGAGGAACCGACAAAGAUGGUGUUCACACUCUCAUGGAAGAGAAAGGAUUUCAAAAUGACGUUCAAUAUGGAAAAACAAAAAUUUUUAUCCGAUCCCCAAAAACUUUGUUUGCUCUUGAAAAGGCUCGCAGUGAUUUAAUUCCGGGAAUUGUUAUUUUAUUGCAAAAACAAUGGCGAGGUUAUUUGGGUCGAAAACGUUAUAAGAAAAUGAAGGCUGCAUUAACAAUUAUGAAAUAUUAUCGAAAUUAUAAACUUUAUAUUUAUAUUAGCGAUCUAUCGAAAACAUUUAGACAUGCAAAAUCGUUGGCCGAUUAUGGUAAACAUUUGCCAUGGCCUCGUGAAACUUUUGCUGUUCGACGUAGUGUUCCAUUGUUAAAAAAAAUCUUCGCCCGUUGGAGAGCGUGGAUGAUUUUAAGGCAUAUUCCAAAAGAAGAAUGGCCCCAGCUCAGAUUAAAGAUGACAGCUGGAGCAGCUUUGUGUAAAAAACGUUCUUACUGGGGACAGGAACGUAAUUGGGAAGGAAAUUAUCUUUCUUAUUUGCGCGAGAAUCCUCACAGUGAUAUUUUCAAUGCAUCCGUUAAUAAUUUAAAGAAUACAGAUCACUUCAAAUCCGUUCUUUUCAGCGCUUUCGUUAAAAAGACAAACAAGCAUAAUAAACAAGCGGAUCGAGUACUUUUAGUGACGGAGCAUUCUGUCUAUAAAUUAGAUGGGAUUAAAUUUAAAAAUAUGAAAAAACGAAUGCCAAUUUCUGAAAUCACUGGCCUUAGUGUUUCGCCGGGAAAAGAUCAACUUAUUACGAUUCAUUCAAAUCAUGGAAAUGAUUUAAUUGUCUCGUUAUUAUCGAAAGAAGAUCGAAUUGGUGAACUCGUGGGAAUUUUGUGCAACGCAUAUUUUCAAUUACGACGAAGCGAUCUUUUAGUGACAGUUGCAACAAGAUUCAAAUGCAUGUUGGGCAACAGAAGUAAAGUAUUAAGCAUUGAAGUAUUGCCCAAUAUUGUUGAGCCAAUAUUUUCGAAAAAUGGCGACAAUAUUCUUUAUGCAGUUCCACCAUCAAUUGGAAUAAUUGACGAUAAAAUGAGAAUCAAAACGGUAAGCUAGUCUUAAAAAGGCGAGAGAAAAUAAAAAAGUAUUUCUAUUUUAUUACGCAUUAAAUAAAUCUUUAUAUAUAUAUAUUUAUAUACACAUUUUCUCUAAAUCGAAUUCUUUUUGACUCACAUUUGUGAGUUUGUACUGAACUUAAAAAAAAAGUACAAUUUACAGUGACUAGAAUUUUGAUUUUAAUGAGAGAAUUAAAAGAAAUUUGAAUAAAAAAAAAAAACGAUGGUGCGCGCGCAAAAUUUUUUUUUUAUUAUUAAGUUUGUUUUUUUUUUGUAAAUAAUAUCGCCUAAUAUAAAAAAAAAUGUAAUGCAUAAUUGAUUUACAGCGCAGAGAAUUAUACAAUUUUUUUUUUUUAAUUAAGUAUUUUUAUUGACUCGAGAAUAAAAAUGAUUUCAGUCAUUAUUCUUAAGGUGCUUACAAUUAUUUGUUUAUAUAAAUUUUUAUUAUUAUUCACACUAUUAUUUUUGUAGGAAAAAAUGACUAAUAUCAUUUUUAUAUUCGAAAAAGUAAAUUAUUCUAUUUUCUAUUAAAAAAAAAGAAUGUCAAACUGGUACUUAAGAAAUUCCAUUUAUAUAGACGAAUUUUUUUUUUUAUACAAGUUUUUGUAACAGACAAUUUUCAUGAAAUACCUAGUUGGAAUUUUAUAUUUUACUGCAUUGUUAAAAAAUACAUUAUUUUUUUUUUUUCAAUUAAAUAUUGUACUUACGAUUUUAAGAUUACAAAAAAAAAAAAAAAUAUUGAAAUGUAUUCUAUAUAUUAUCCUAAAAUGGCUUAUUUUUGUGAACGCAUUUAAUUAUUAUUUUUAAUAAUGUGCCUAUAUAAUUGUGAAAUAUAAUUGAGAAUAAAUUGUAACAAA
This is a messenger RNA of Leptopilina boulardi, 4052 nucleotides long. It is a transcript of the gene Myo31DF, whose product is annotated as unconventional myosin ID. Gene Ontology annotation, cellular component: cytoplasm; vesicle; myosin complex. Gene Ontology annotation, molecular function: actin filament binding; ATP binding; microfilament motor activity. NCBI's taxonomy places the organism in Eukaryota, Metazoa, Arthropoda, Insecta, Hymenoptera, Figitidae. The record is from RefSeq and is a predicted model, not a curated record. Bases 143 to 3196 code for a protein of 1017 amino acids. The transcript is spliced from 15 exons. Gene Ontology annotation, biological process: vesicle transport along actin filament; actin filament organization.